AUGGCAGAAUAUCAAUUAGUAUCGAAAGGAGCAUUGAAGCUUAAGGGAGAUGCUGGUAUCAAAAAGAAAAAAAAGGAAAAGAAAAAUAAGAAAAAGAUGGAAGAAAUUAUAGAAGCUGAAGUGCCCCAAGUUAAGAAAACUGAGCAACUUACUAAAGCCGAAAUAGCUUUUCUGAAGAUGCAAGAAAAAGUGGAAAAGGAAAGAAUAAUAAAGAAAGCAUCAAUGACUCACAAACAGCGAGUUGAAGAAUUCAAUAAACAUCUUGAUAGCUUAACGGAGCACUUUGAUAUACCAAAAGUCAGCUGGACAAAAUAA
Messenger RNA from Nezara viridula (southern green stink bug), 315 nucleotides. NCBI's taxonomy places the organism in Eukaryota, Metazoa, Arthropoda, Insecta, Hemiptera, Pentatomidae. The record is from the annotation of a GenBank genome assembly.